GAUAAAAAGAAAAGUCCCUUUUACUAACCAGAACGAACGUCAUCUCCUAAAAGCCUCUCUACCUGUUCGAUUCGCAUAAAUCUUCUCCGGCGAAGCUAUAUCUCCGGUACAUCGACGGAGCUUGACAAUGUCUCCUGCUACCUAGCUACUACCAGAUUCAGUGAGAGGUCUAAGGAUUCGAGGAGUCGAUCUCUGAUGCUAUUAAGGAGGAGAUAAAGGUCAAGCUGAGGUUGAGAAGCUUUCACUCAUGUUAUACCUGAUUUGAGGACAACUAGUUUUGCUACUGAAUAAAACUCAUGGCUCCAGAGAUGUCGAAAGAGGUUGCUGAAGAUGAUGAUAGACAGAGUUCUAAUAAUGUGGUUGCUAAAUUAAUGGGUCUAGAGACUGCUCCACCACCACGGAGCAGAUCCAGAUGCUCUUCGUUGACUUGUGUGGGUACUAGUGACGAAGCUGCAAAGUUUCAUAAGCAUCACAGAGAAGAUGACAAGGCUAACCUCCUCCUUUCAAGAAAAGGAAAGUGUGAUGCAAGUGUGAGUGAUAAGCAGAUGGAUCUUGUUCGUCGAAAGUUCAUGGAAGCGAGACACUUGGUUACAGAUGACAAGAAGCCGCACAGGUCCAAGGAGUUCCAAGAAGCACUCCAAGUUUUAAGUUCCAACAAAGAUCUAUUCGUUAAGUUUCUCCAGGAAUCAAAUUCUUUGUUAUCUCAGCAUCUCUCUGACUUUCAGUCUGUUUCUUCUCAUCAAGAAGCUAAGCGCAUUACGGUAUUGAGACCUUCUAAGGCUGUUGCUGCUCAGAAAUGUGUAGCUGAAGAUAGUGAGAAAUCGGCUUCUUUGAUUCAGCCAACUCGAAUAGUUGUCUUGAAGCCUAGUCCUGGGAAGGCUCUAGAUAUAAAGGCUAUUGCUUCACCACAUCCUUAUCUUGACGAGGCUGGCGAUGCUGAGACUAGACAAGUGGCAAAGGCCAUUACACGUCAAAUACGCAAAACUUUUGGGGGUCACUGCAGGAACGAGACUCUUUCUUCGUCUUCUUCUUCUUCUUCUUCUGUCUUGUCCAAUGGCUAUAACGGUGGUGAUUGUUCGUUACAAAGGUCAAAAAACGAAUAUCCAGUGGGAAACGUUAGCAUCUCUGAGAUCAUGUCACCAUCCUCUAGGCAUUCAUGGGACUGUGCAAACAGGUUUGAGAGUCCUUUCUCUUCCUCUUCAUUUAGCAGAGUCUCGUGUUCUCCAGACUCAUCUGUCUACAGAGAGGCAAAGAAACGUCUCUCUGAGAGAUGGGCAAUGAUGUCACUAAACGGAGACACACAAAACUUACCAAAGGCCUCAACGGCCUUGGGCGAAAUGCUUGCACUUUCAGAGACGAAGAUACCUAUCGGAUCCAAUGAAACAAGACGAUCAGUUUCAUGCAUAGGUGAUGGUUUAGAUCAAGUAGAAAGCACAAGUGAUCCACUGAAAUCCCUUGAAAGGUCAAAAUCAGUCCCUGAAAUCAGGCUCAAUGGUGAAACCUCAAAAGCACAAGCUCACCGAGAGCUUACUGAGUCAAGAAGCUUAAAGUCAUCAUGGAAAGUUUCAAGCUUCUUCUUCUUCCGUAAUAAGAAAUCAAACAAGGAGAAGACAGGUGCACCGUCUCAAUUGGCUAUACACCGUGAAGCAUUUCAACAACAAAGCAUAUUUACAAAUGAGGGAGAAGUGGCAAAUGAAAACCAGGACCAGCCGAGUCCAGUUUCGGUUCUACAGCUCGAUUUUGGAGAGGAAUGUUCUGGAUCAGCAAAACCAUGGACCACUGAAGGAGAAGAAAUGUCUCCUAAAUCUAAUCUGAUUGACAAAUCACCUCCAAUUGGAUCAAUUGCUCGGGUUCUCUCAUGGGAGGAUGAGUCAUAUACAGACACAACUAAACCCGCAAUGGGAAUCGAGGAAGAUGAAGACUGGUAUGGCUUCAUCAAAGCGCUCUUAAUAGCGUCUGGUUUCAGUGGUAGUGACUCGCUUAUGGCCCGGUGGCACUCACCAGAUAGCCCCUUAGACCCAUCAUUAAAAGACAAAAUUGCCAACAAGGAACUCAUCAAACGCAGGAAACAAAGAUCAAACCGCAAACUCGUUUUUGACUGCGUUAAUGACAUCAUAAGAGAGACAACAUUAACACUUGCAAGCACCGGCUUGACCAAGGGAUUUGACAUGGUGGAGCAUGUCUGGACAGAGUUACAGGACUGGGCAUCGAGUGAUGAGUUUGUCGGAAAGAUGUGGAAUUAUAGACAACAAGUGGAAAUGAACAACUUGGGGGCUGAAAUUGAAGUGAUGUUGCUGCAAGAGCUUGUUGAAGAGGCAGUCUUUGAUCUUACUCGAUGAAACAAUGUAUAUAUAUACAUUGAUAUAAGCUUUUGUAAUGAAACAUAUAUAGAUAAUAUAAUCCCUACUAUUAUUUGUAAAGUCGUUUAACUAAUAAACCUUUGUUCUGUAAGAAAUUACAAAGGUAUGCCAUUGGAAUUAUGACCAAAUUAAUUCAUUUAAAAAAGGUCAAAAUCGUCAUUUAAUCGUUUC
Camelina sativa (false flax) is the source of this 2531-nucleotide messenger RNA. RefSeq lists its product as uncharacterized. Lineage: Eukaryota; Viridiplantae; Streptophyta; Magnoliopsida; Brassicales; Brassicaceae. The record is from RefSeq and is a predicted model, not a curated record.